Aspergillus luchuensis is the source of this 735-nucleotide messenger RNA. RefSeq names its product GFA family protein. Bases 1 to 735 code for a protein of 244 amino acids. The record is from RefSeq and is a predicted model, not a curated record. Gene Ontology annotation, molecular function: carbon-sulfur lyase activity. The transcript is spliced from 3 exons. NCBI's taxonomy places the organism in Eukaryota, Fungi, Ascomycota, Eurotiomycetes, Eurotiales, Aspergillaceae.
AUGCGACUUCCUAGACCCUUCCUCUGCCACCCCAGACCCCUGCCACUCCGAACGCCACCCUCCCUAUUCAACCGCAUCAGCUUCAUCCAUUUCCAGCCGACAGCAGCUAAAAUGGCAAACAACACUCAAUACGGAGGCGAUCCUCUCCCCGAUGUGGGCGCCACUUAUCCCUCCCAGAACAACCAAUCCAAAUCCGGCGAAGACGACUGGACAAAGCGUCCGCCCUACAGCAUCCGCUCCCCUGAGGAAUUCGGGCCCGUGAAAUGGCGUGGGAAAUGCCAAUGCGGCCAGGUGACUUAUCAACUAAGCCGGGACCGACCAUUGAAGUCUAAAUUCUGCCACUGUCGGGGCUGUCAAGUGACGCAUGGCGCGCCAUUCCAAUGGGCGGCUAUUUUCCAUAAAUCUGAUCUCGCUUUUACGAAGGGGGCUGAAGGCCUGUCGUUCUACUCCUCCACGAAUGACACCCAGGAGUAUAAACUUCCGACUAAGGUGUAUUGUUCCUAUUGUCGAUCCCCUAUUAUGGAUGAGGGACGGAAUGUCUGCUUGAUGUUUCCGCAGGCCAUCGAAAGCGCUGAUCAUGAUGAACAUCGGCAGCACUGGCGCGAGACGUUUGAACCAGAGUGCCAUAUUUUUUACGGCAAGCGAGUCUUGGAUAUUCCAGAUGGGAAGCCAAAGUGGUCGGGAAUUGAUGAGCAAAGUGAUCUUUUGGAUGAGCAAGGCCGCAAGAAGGAAUGA